This is a messenger RNA of Salvia hispanica, 2113 nucleotides long. RefSeq names its product DELLA protein RGL1-like. NCBI's taxonomy places the organism in Eukaryota, Viridiplantae, Streptophyta, Magnoliopsida, Lamiales, Lamiaceae. The record is from RefSeq and is a predicted model, not a curated record.
CUAUUGUUCUAGUCUUCCAAAGGCUUGAACUUGAUGAAGAAACCAGUGCACCCUCCAUUUCAAAUGUCCACAGAAGAUGAAUUUGAUUCCUUUGAGGCAUACGAAGAAGGCGAUGCUGAUCGAAGCCUGGUGCAGUACGCAAACGGGGAGCAAACUCAAGUUUCCGCUUUGGAUGAUUUAUAUCUAAACAUUGUUUCUUCACCAUUUCAGUUUUGUGAUGAGGAGAUGGCAAAAUUGUCAGGUUUCAACUCUCAAAACUCACCACUUGUUGAAGCAAAUGAGGAGGAGAAGUCCUAUGCAUUUCCCUCUGCAUCUAUGGAGAUUUUGAGGGGCUGCAGAAGUAGGAUUAGACUGAGCAACGAGGCUGAAGUGAAGGCGCCGCCUCCCUCAGAAAUGUCGAUCAAUCAUGUGAUCAAGCUCGCUGCAGCCAACUUCAUCCAGUCCAAGAUGGCAUGUUCAAGUGAACUUUAUGCUAUCAACCAUCCAUAUGCAGAUGUAUUUCUAGACCUCUCCAGAGAGAAUGCUGCGGAUGUUCGUCUCGUGCAGGACCUCCUUUCAUCUGCUGAGAAAGUGGAUAAUUAUCAGUUUGAUUCUGUAAGCAAACUUCUUGAAGAGUGCCACAGGCAGAGUUUUAAGCAAAUGAACAAAACACAAAGAUUGGUGUACUAUUUCACUCAAGCCCUCUUUGAAAAGAUCGAACGAGGACAAGGGAAGUGCACGAAUAAAAUGGAAACUCCACGAGAUCUCACUGCCCCGAGCUCUGCCACAGCUGCCUUCUUCGAGAAGCUGCCUUUCUCUCAGAUCACACAGUUUGCUGCCGUUCAAUCAAUGGUGGAAUGCAUAUCCGGUUAUAGAAAGGUGCACGUUGUUGAUCUUGAGCUCCGUUGUGGGGUCCACCAGACCGUCCUGAUGCAAGCUCUGGCUGCAGCCAGAGCUUGCACCGUACAUUUCAAGGUAACUGCAAUAGCGAUUGAGGCGAGCACCGUGAUUGAGGAGGCCGGUGUGAGGCUUAGAGCUAUAGCCACUUCCUUGAAUGUGGAUUUCUCCUUCAAUGUGUUAACUUUAGAGGAUGUUUUCAAUCAUCAAAUAUGCGUCUUCGAUCUUGAUGAUGACGAGGCAGUUAUAGUCCACAGCGCCCAUGCUUUGGAGAAGCUCGUCUCGAGGCCAAGGGAGCUCGAUGUCUUGAUGAGGAUCAUCAAGAGGAUCAAUCCUAAUGUGAUGGUCAUCACUGAGGCCGAAGGGAAUGUGAACUCCCCGGCCUUUGUGGACCGUUUUGUUGAGUCUCUUCUCUUCUGUGGUGCUUAUUUCGACAGUUUGGGGGAUUUGUUGAGGAAUGGUGGUGCGGAGAGGUCGUUUAUUGAGGCGAAUAUCCUCAGCCCAGUUGUGAGGAACACUGUGGUGGCUGAGGGGCACGAGAGGGGGCACCGGAUUGUGGGGAUAGAGGUGUGGAGGGCCUUUCUUGGAAGGUUUGGGAUGGUGGAAAUGGAGCUUAGCAAAGUGGCUCUGGAUCAUGCAAAAAUGAUUCUUGAUAGAUUUGAGUGUGGAGAUUGUUGCACAAUUGGAUUCAAUGGAGAUUCCCUCGUUGUUAGCUGGAAGGAGACACCAAUAUGUUCAUUGUCUGUGUGGAAGUUCAGGUAAAGCAAGAGCAUGGAGUCUAAGAAAGUUGGUUUCAAGACUCAAUUAAUCUCCAUUCCACACUUCCAGCUUAUGCAGUUAAUCAGAAAUACAGUUUUUAUGAUAUUACUAGCAAAUGUGACAUUGGAUGAUUGGAAACACAAUAGGUAGACAAAUUUGCAUGCAUUUUUCAAUUCCAUUUAUAUCCAACACCCUUAUCCCAUGUAUGUAACUAUGUAAGCAAAAGCAAUGGCGAAUCCAGAUAGGGUGGGUGGAGUCUGGAGAUCGAAUGACCCCAUCACCAGCCCAUAAGGGUCUGGGCCUGAAAAUUCAAUUAGAUUUGACUUUUGGAGUUGUCGACUUGUCGUCCCUCGGUGUGGCAGCUCCACCUGAACCCCUUGGGGUUCAUUCUUGUUCUUUGUUUUGUAUUGCUUAAUUACUUUACACAAAUGAGUUAUCCCUUUUGAAGGGACAUGUACAAUGAAAGAAAUACUUAGCU